AUGGCUGACGAAACCAGAAUAUCGCCGUAUAACGUCUCUGACUGCAAGAACACAACCGACGAUGCCCUGCAAAACUACCUGAACGGCCUCAAGUUCCGCCAGUCCCACUGGUACACCGACGUAAAGCUCGCUCUUGGAUACACCGCUGUCAUCAUUGCUGCCAUCACCUUCGCUUUGGACUACAAAUAUGGCUUCGAAGCUACAAAACAAUUCACCACUUGGGCCGUCGUCGUCUACUUUCUCCUGAACGGUGCCUUUACCUACUGGAUCUGGCAGGUCGAGAACGGUCUCAUCUACGUCGGUGCUUGGAAAGGUCGCAAGAUUACCAUCUCCACCCGCACAGACAAGUUCGAUCCUACCUACAAACUUAGCGUCACAUACCACCCUUCGUCACUCAAUACUAUUCCUCCCGUCAGCAAGGAAAUUUCGGCUCCUUUCAUGCAGUGGUUCACCGCCGAUGGCUUCUUCGUUGCUGCUCCUUUCCAACAAUGGCUUGCCACAAACAUCGAUAUGGUUGGCGACGCAGAUCCCAAGAAUGUCAUCGACAAAGCUGCCGGCGUAGUGACUGCUCAGUCGGUUCAACCUGAUGGCCUCAAGGAUCUUGUGAACGUCAUCAAGACCGGUCCUCCUCCUGCUGCCGCUCCUAGGAAGAGGGGUUAG
This is a messenger RNA of Aureobasidium melanogenum CBS 110374, 660 nucleotides long. RefSeq lists its product as uncharacterized. NCBI's taxonomy places the organism in Eukaryota, Fungi, Ascomycota, Dothideomycetes, Dothideales, Saccotheciaceae. The record is from RefSeq and is a predicted model, not a curated record. Bases 1 to 660 code for a protein of 219 amino acids. The transcript is spliced from 3 exons. Gene Ontology annotation, biological process: protein targeting to ER. Gene Ontology annotation, cellular component: signal peptidase complex; membrane.